GACUGCGGCGCGUUGACGCUCGACGCCACGCCCUGCGCGCGCAGAUCUGACUCACGACGACGCGCUUCAUCCUGCGCACAUUCAUCCCUCACAAGAACAGCGGACUCCAGCCAUGGCAGAAGGAGACGCGUCAGAGGCUGCUGCGCAACGUCAAGAAGGAGGUCAAGCAGAUCAUGGAGGAGGCCGUGACACGCAAGUUUGUGCAUGAAGACAGCAGUCGCAUAUUCUCUUUCUGCGGUGUGGUGGAAGCGUGUGUUCUUCACGGUCUGAAGCGGCGGGCCGCUGGAUUCCUGCGCAGCAACAAGCUGGCGGCUCUCUUCAUGAAGAUGGGGAAGAUGUUUCCACCAGCCGAGGAACUCUGCAGAAAAGUUCAGGAACUGGAGCAAAUCAUCGAGAACAACAAAACCAGGGUCAGAUGAGUCAAGAGAGCGUCCGGAAACAACCCCGGGCUCCAAACCUGUCACCGCUGGCCAUCAAACACCUGUGGCUCCGCACGGCCCUCACAGAGAAGCUGCUGGACAAAAUCAUCCUGUAUUUGGUGGAGAACAGCAGCAAGUUCUAUGAAAGAGAAGCUUUGCUGAGAGAUCCAGUUGACGGCCCAAUCCUCGCAUCGUUGCUUGUCGGUCCCUGUGCUCUGGAUUACACAAAAGCCAAGACAGCCAAUCACUUCUGGACAGACCCCUCGGCUGAUGAACUGGUGCAGAGACACCGCAUUCACAGCGGACACUGCCGGCAGGAUUCCCCCACCAAACGCCCGGCUCUCAUCCAGAAGAGACAGUCGAGCGGCAGCAUGGAGGACCGGCCGUCUCUGUGGGCGCGGGAUUACGUCGAAUCUCUUCAUCAAAACUCCAGAGCCACGCUGCUCUUCGGGAAGAACAACGUCCUGGUGCAGCCGACGGACGACAUGGAAGCUAUCCCAGGAUACCUCUCUCUUCACCAGACGGCCGAUCUGAUGACGCUCAAGUGGACACCGAACCAGCUGAUGAACGGAAACAUGGGGGAGCUUGAUUAUGAGAAAAGUGUAUACUGGGAUUACGCCAUGGCCAUUCGUCUGGAGGAAAUCGUCUAUCUGCACUGCCAUCAGCACGUGGACAGUGGAGGCACUGUGGUCUUGGUCAGUCAGGACGGGAUCCAGAGGCCUCCGUUUCGCUUCCCUAAAGGCGGUCACCUGCUGCAGUUCCUCACGUGUCUGGAGACGGGCCUCCUCCCUCACGGACAGUUAGAUCCUCCGCUCUGGUCCCAAAGAGGAAAGGGAAAAGUGUUUCCAAAGCUGCGUAAAAGUCGUCCACAUGAAUCCAGCGAGUCGUUCUCGGACAAAGAUGAAGACGAGGCCACAGAUUAUGUGUUUCGGAUCAUAUAUCCUGGCAGUCAGGAGUUUGUGGCACCGGAGCUGAUGGAUCAGACGGUGAACAUGUGGCAGCCCACGCCCAGGAAGUCGUCUUGUUCUUCCUGUUCACAGAAUGGCUCUUCAGACGGUGGCCUUCUCAACGGAUGCAACCAUGACAGGGCUCCGCUGAAGCUGCUCUGCGAGACCAUGAAGCACCAGAUCAUCUCCCGCGCUUUCUACGGCUGGCUGGCGUACUGCCGUCACCUGUCCACCGUCCGCACGCACCUGUCUGCUCUGGUCAACCCCACCAUCGUCGAGCCGGACAUCCCUUAUGAUGCCAGAGACGGUCUGUCCGCAGACGUGUGGAAGACCUUUCUACAGGACAGCACUGCGUUCGAGGAGGAGGAGCUGCUUCGUCUGGUGUAUUACGGCGGCGUGGAGCCGUCUCUGCGUAAAGAGGUCUGGCCCUUCCUUCUGGGACACUAUCACUUCAGCAUGAGCCUCACAGAGCGCAGAGAGGUGGAUGAACAGGUUCGAGCCUGUUAUGAGCAGACCAUGAGCGAGUGGUUGGGAUGUGAGGCCAUCGUGCGUCAGCGGGAGAAGGAGCAGCACGCCGCAGCUCUGGCCAAAUGUGCGUCGGGCGCCAGCGUGGAGCGUGACUCGCGCCAGGACUCCAACAUCAGCACGGAUUCGUCUCAGAGCAGCAGCUCCGAGAAACAGAGCCACGCCGGAUCACACGCCGACUCCAACAGCAGCACUCAGGUGUUGGGUUCUGUAGACGAGGUGGACCCGAUCGAAUCUGAGCCCAAACCCAAAGAUGGGAAGCCGCAGCCCAAAAUCCCAAACGGCACUCUGCCCAACUGCACCAGUUCUCCAGACUCAGGACACCCAUCGUCCCGUAACUUCUCCGUGACCUCGGCACUCUCAGACUGCUCUCCGAGCACAGAGGAGACAUCCACGCAAGAGUCGAGGCCCAAAACCGCAGGCCGAGAGCCACCGUCAGGAGACCAGACCGAAGAGAAGACCAAAGAGGUGCGACCGGAAAACAGCUCCACUACUCAGGACACGGUCAAAGAAGAUGCUGAGGUUUCACAAACAGAGAGCAUUGCUUCAGAAGCUGCAAUAAAACCUCUAGAAAGUGACAAACCCCAGACAUUGAGUUCAGAAGAAGACAAACCCCAGACUUUGAGUUCAGAGGACAAUAAACCUCAGACUUUGAGUUCAGAGGACGAAAAACCCCAGACUUUGAGUUCAGAGGACGAAAAACCCCAGACUUUGAGUUCAGAGGACGAUAAACCCCAGACUUUGAGUUCAGAGGACGAUAAACCCCAGACUUUGAGUUCAGAGGACGAAAAACCCCAGACUUUGAGUUCAGAGGACGAUAAACCCCAGACUUUGAGUUCAGGAGACGAAAAACCCCAGACUCUGUGUUCAGAGGACGACAAACCCCAGACUUUGAGUUCAGAGGACGAAAAACCCCAGACUCUGUGUUCAGGAGACGAUAAAACCCAGACUUUGAGUUCAGAGGACGAAAAACCCCAGACUUUGAGUUCAGAGGACGAAAAACCCCAGACUUUGAGUUCAGGAGAUGAUAAACCCCAGACUUUGAGUUCAGAGGACGAUAAACCCCAGACUUUGAGUUCAGGAGACGAAAAACCCCAGACUCUGUGUUUUGAGGACGACAAACCCCAGACUUUGAGUUCAGAGGACGAUAAACCCCAGACUUUGAGUUCAGAGGACGAAAAACCCCAGACUUUGAGUUCAGAGGACGAAAAACCCCAGACUUUGAGUUCAGAGGACGAAAAACCCCAGACUUUGAAGUCAGAAGACAAACUCCAGACUACGAAUUCAGAAAAAGACAAACUCCAGACUUUGAAUUCAGAAAAAGACAAACUCCAGACUUUGAAUUCAGAAGAAACAUCUAAGACAGAAACGCAUGAUGCGACAGAUUCAGAGGAUGAUGCAAACUCAAAAAACGCAGCUGAUUUGUCCCAAAGAGAAACUAAAAUGCAAAAUGUUGCUGGAAAAUCUGAACAAAAUGACAUGAAUCAAUCACAACAGGAUCUUGUCGAAGAAACAACCAAAUGCUCAGAGUCGAAAGAGGUUGAGAUUGAAGACCCAGGACAUGUGUCUUCUCCGUCUGGAGAAGAAAACCCAAAAUCAAAAGCAGACCCAGAAGCGUAUUUGAAAAUGGAUGAAGGCCAAGACGCCAAAUCUGAUUCACAGCCGUUGCUGGAUGUGACGAAAAUCUCUCAAAUGGAUGAAAAUAAACCUAAAUGUUCAUCUGAAGCACAGAAUGUGAUACAAACCCCGAAUGAAGCCAUCAGUGCACCGCAAACGAUCGGCUGGGACGCCGGUCGAUCCAUAAUCAAACAGAUCAAUGAAUCCGAGUCCUCCCUAUCGAAACAAUCUCCGGACAUGUCCGACGACUCGCCCUCGGCGCUGGAAAUGGAGGAUAUUGCUUCGUCGGUGGUUUAUAUGUCCUCGGAGAGCAGCGUGUCCAGGACGCCUCUGACUUUGGCUCGUCCCAUGGCGCCGGAGAAGAUAGUCGUGGGAAUGCCGGCUCUGGAGCUCUGCAUGGAGCCGAGCAUCAACACCAGUCCGGAGGGUACAGACUCCGCUCUCUCUGAGGAGGAACCGGAAAUGGACAACUCAUUCCCCAAACCAGACUCUCUAGCCGUCACCGGAGACAAGAACGACAUUGUGUCUCCAGUGUCGUCUAUCGGGACCACCUACUCGCAGGAGCUGGUGGACCUUUACACACUUAAUCUGCACCGCAUUGACAAAGACGUCCAGCGAUGUGACAGAAACUACUGGUAUUUCACCCCGGACAACCUGGAGAAACUGCGCAACAUCAUGUGCAGUACGUUUGGCAGCACCUUGACAUUGGAUACGUCCAGGGAAUGUGUGACUUACUAGCGCCCCUGCUGGUCAUCAUGGAUGAUGAGGCCAUGGCCUUCAGCUGCUUCACUGAACUCAUGAAACGAAUGAACCAGAACUUCCCUCACGGAGGAGCCAUGGACACACACUUCGCCAACAUGCGCUCCCUCAUCCAGGUU
Cyprinus carpio (common carp) is the source of this 4386-nucleotide messenger RNA. RefSeq names its product small G protein signaling modulator 1b (gene sgsm1b). Gene Ontology annotation, molecular function: GTPase activator activity. The record is from RefSeq and is a predicted model, not a curated record. The transcript has 22 exons. NCBI's taxonomy places the organism in Eukaryota, Metazoa, Chordata, Actinopteri, Cypriniformes, Cyprinidae. Bases 416 to 4246 code for a protein of 1276 amino acids.